GUAAUUCUGUUAUUAAAAAAACUGUUUGUAUUAAAAGGGAUUAAAAACUAUGUCAAUUACGAUCGCGUGGAUUAAAUGGAUGUACCUUACCUUUGUAGUAACAUGGGGAUUUGAUAAUUUAUCAACAAAUAAGCCUACAGAACAGUAUAUCGAGACUGACACUUGCACGAAAUGUGUUGCUGGUAAUGCUGUUGAUGGGAACAACGAAACAUGUAUGCGGACAAAAGACAUCGGCAUUAACUCAAACAUACACACAACAUGGUGGUAUGUAGACCUUGGAAAUAAUUACAGUUUAUACAGCAUUAGGAUUGAAUUUCAAAAGGAAACACAAUUUGUAUCCGAGCACACACGAAAAGGACGUUUUGCUGGGUUCUCUUUGUAUGUCUCUAAUACAACUAACAAAGAUGACGGCUUUGUUUGCUACCAGAAUGAAUCGAGAAUACCACCCUUGGAUUUCAACACAAGCUGUAUAACUCAUGGGCAAUACGUUAUAUUUUACAAUGAAAGAGUGGUUGGAAAAAAAUAUCCAUCAGAGUACCAAACAUCAAAUGUGAUCACAGAGUUGUGCGAAGUAACAGUACAAGGUUGUUUGAAACCAGGUGUUUAUGGAGAAUUCUGUAAUGAAACUUGUCCUGACAAUUGUCAGGAGAAUAGAUGUGACAUUAUAAGUGGUACCUGUUUAGGUUGUAAUCCUGGAUGGAAUGGGACAUAUUGUAACACAACUUGCCUCGAUGGUCAUUAUGGUCUAAACUGUGCGUUAAAGUGUGUUGGACGAUGUAAAGACCAUGACCCUUGUAAUCACACUACUGGUUUGUGUGACAAUGGAUGUGCUGACGGUUGGACCGGUGGAAACUGUACAGAUGGUUGUAGUGAAAAUUUAAUAUUUUUUUUUAAUUUCAUGAAUAUAUGGAAAUCAUUAAAUACUUUGCAUUUAAUAAAUUCCAUAAUUAUGAACACAUAAAGUUUUGAUAAGUAAGUUGAUAAUGAGUAAUUGGUAAAGAAUGUUUUAGAAUAUGUAAACUAUAUUACAUGUUUUAAUAGGGAUUAAAGAUGUGAAUGUUUGUCAGAUUAUUGAUUUUUCAAAUAGAAUGUCAUCCAGGAACAUACGGACGAAACUGUUUGCAAAAAUGCAGUGGAAAUUGUUUAAAUAACAGAACAUGUAAUAGAGCAAACGGAACAUGUGGCAUGGGGUGUGGUUCUGGAUAUACAGGGGAUCUAUGUGACAAAGUUUGUGAUAAUGGAACGUUUGGAACAAAUUGUGAUAGUAAAUGUGGACAUUGUUCAGAAAAUGUGACGUGCAAUUCUCUGAACGGGCGUUGCUACAACGGCUGUGCAUUGGGCCAUUCAGGAGAUUUUUGCAACAUAA
Molecule: messenger RNA, 1366 nt
Organism: Magallana angulata
Lineage: Eukaryota; Metazoa; Mollusca; Bivalvia; Ostreida; Ostreidae
Product: neurogenic locus notch homolog protein 1-like
Exons: 6
Coding region: 50-961 (303 amino acids)
Molecular function (GO): scavenger receptor activity
Source: RefSeq, a predicted model, not a curated record